AUCUCGGCUUCCUCUGUUUGGGUUUCUACCAUACAUGGAUGCUAAGAAUCCUCACAAACAGCUGUGGAAACUCUCUUCCACCUUCGGCGACGUGGUCGGACUGUUCCUGGGCUCCCAGCCUACCGUCAUCGUCAACGGCUGGGAAGCCGUCAAGGAGUCACUCCUCAACGAUGACCUUAAUGGCCGCGCAGAAAACUCCUUCAUCAAACUUCGUGACGGUGGUGAAUACCUAGGGGUAAUGUUCACACAGAAAGACUACUGGAAGGAGCAACGUCGCUUCACCCUCCAUCACCUGCGUAACCUGGGUAUCGGCAGGCGCUCCCACGAGGCGGUCAUCCAUGAGGAAGCUCAAGAUCUCAUCUCCGAGAUUCAGGAGACUGAUGGAAGCGUAAGCCUCAAGGACAUGUUAGGUGUGUCGAGCAUCAACAUCCUGUGGGCGGUGAUGGGCGGCACCAGGUUUCCUCGCCACGAUCCUGUCCUCCUGAACCUUGUGCAGAAACUCACCUUCAUGUUCAGUGCUGGCGAGGUCUCGGGUGGUCUCGUCAACUACUUUCCUCCACUGCGUCACAUUCUACCCAAGAGUUCCAACUUUCAUAGGUUCAUGGACGCUUUAUUCUCUGUCAAGAAGUUUAUAAAGAGAAGUGUUGAGAAGCACAAGUCGUCGCUUGACCCAGACAACCUGCGAGACUUCAUGGAUAUUUACAUCAAUGAGAUCAAUAACAAUAAAAACGAAAAAUAUACUACUUUUACAGAGAAGCAGCUGGUUGGGGUGUGUGUUGACUUGUUCACCGCUGGUUCUGACAGCAGCUCUGCUACACUCUGCUUUGCCGUGUUGCUGGUGGCCCACCAUCCUACCAUAAUGCAUAAAAUACACAAAGAGCUGGACAUGUUGUGGGCCACACCCACCUACCCUCUUUGGACGACCGUACCAAAUUGGUCUACAUGGACGCGACUUUGACUGAGGUGCUCCGCAUGCGCAGUGUGUCGCCCAUCCCUGUGCCGCACUGUGCUCUCAGGGACACCUUCAUACAA
Messenger RNA from Cherax quadricarinatus, 1032 nucleotides. The record is from RefSeq and is a predicted model, not a curated record. NCBI's taxonomy places the organism in Eukaryota, Metazoa, Arthropoda, Malacostraca, Decapoda, Parastacidae.